UCUGCGUGUUGCGCAUGUCAGUCGCGUGUUCAUUCGGUCGUGGUUCAUUCGGCUCAUUCGCGCUAGACGGAGGCACACUGCCAAGGAACGGCACCUUUGUAACUAUGGCGGCGGAAGACAAAUAUUCAGAGAGUGAUUCUGGCGAGCCUGGACCAGCUGAACAGGCCUCAAGUCCUAAUCUCGAUGUGAUAAAACACCCACUUCAACAUCGUUGGAGCUUGUGGUUUUACAAGAAUGAUAAGAAUCGAAGCUGGGAGGAGAACCUUCUAGAAAUCACCUCCUUUGACACUGUAGAGGACUUCUGGGCACUUUUUAAUCACCUGGAGGCAGCCAGCAAGCUUCCUCUUGGAUGCGAUUACUCCCUUUUCAAGCAUGGUAUCAAGCCCAUGUGGGAAGAUAGCCGCAAUAAGCAAGGAGGUCGGUGGCUGUUCAACUUGAACAAAAGCCAGAGGACUACAGACUUGGACAAUUACUGGCUCGAAAUCUUGCUGUGCCUGAUAGGAGAGGCCUUUGAGGAGUUCAGCGAUGAUGUAAAUGGUGCGGUUGUCCAAGUUCGUCCCAAGCUCGACAAGAUCGCUGUCUGGACUGCUGAUGUGCGCCGAGCUGACGGCAAUAUUAAGAUAGGGAAGACAUUGAAGGAGAAGUUACGCAUGCACCCACGAAACAUCGUUCCAUACCAGGCCCACGCUGAUACUCAGUCUAAACAAGGUUCUACGGCAAGGGCUAGAUAUCAAGUUUAAAACAAUUUAGGAAAACGAAGAAAUGAGUUGAGGACCUGUGCUCUAGGGAACCAGCAGAUGUGCUGUGCUUAAACAACAAAAUGAAGCUGAAUUCGCAUCAUCUACAGCAACAAGCAGCAAGACUGCAAACCGGGGAUCUGCAAGUUCAAAAAGUUCCGUGUUUUUUUUUUUUUCUUGAGUUUUUUUAGUUUUUUUCUUGAGUUUACUUGUGUGCGUGUUAUGUGUUAUAUCUUUUAGAAAUUCAGUUGUUUAAUGUCUCAUUUGUGUUAAAUUAAACAUAAAUUAACAUAAAGAUAGUAUACACUUUUCACUUGCACGAUGUGCAGAAGUGGAACCUGUGUGCUUAUUAAAUGCAGUCCCAGUAGGCAGCAAAGAGUGCAUGCCUUGAGGUUUGUGCUGUGGCAGUUUGCAGCAAAUUUAUUUUUACUUCUGCAUUGCAAUUCUGCAGCAGUAUGUGCAGUUUAUGUUAUUUUGUAAUUGUGUGUUUCUGUUGUAAUUGUAUAAGGACGUCUUUUUUUUCUUUUGGGUAUUUAAUAAAGUGUCUCUUAUUCUACA
Messenger RNA from Rhipicephalus microplus (southern cattle tick), 1295 nucleotides. RefSeq names its product eukaryotic translation initiation factor 4E-1A. The record is from RefSeq and is a predicted model, not a curated record. Gene Ontology annotation, cellular component: cytoplasm; eukaryotic translation initiation factor 4F complex. Gene Ontology annotation, molecular function: RNA 7-methylguanosine cap binding; translation initiation factor activity. Gene Ontology annotation, biological process: translational initiation. NCBI's taxonomy places the organism in Eukaryota, Metazoa, Arthropoda, Arachnida, Ixodida, Ixodidae.